Molecule: messenger RNA, 1123 nt
Organism: Apus apus (common swift)
Lineage: Eukaryota; Metazoa; Chordata; Aves; Apodiformes; Apodidae
Gene: RFXANK
Product: regulatory factor X associated ankyrin containing protein
Exons: 9
Coding region: 87-857 (256 amino acids)
Biological process (GO): regulation of transcription by RNA polymerase II
Cellular component (GO): nucleus
Molecular function (GO): protein binding
Source: RefSeq, a predicted model, not a curated record
AACAGCCCCGGCCGGAAACCGCGGGCCCCGCGCGCUCGGUCCUGGCGGGGCGGGACGCGGGCACCGGAGGAUGCGGGGGGUGCCCCAUGGAGGGCGGAGGAGCCGUCGCGGACCUGGCGGGGAACUCCCCGCACGACGCGGGUGCCCGGGAGCUCCGGAAAGAGGGUGAAAGCGGAGCGGGGGGAGCAGCGGCCGCGGAGGAGCUGGCGGCCACCGGGGCCCCCCCGGGGUGUCUGCGGCCGGAGCGGGACGUGUCACGCGUGGACCACGGGGACAGCUUCGCCCUGAAGCGCAGCAACGCCCUGACCAACAGGCAGCGAGGCAACGAGGUCUCAGCCCUCCCAGCCACGCUGGACACCCUGUCCAUCCACCAGCUUGCUGCCCAAGGAGAGCUCAGCCAGCUCAAGGAGCACCUCCGGAAAGGUGAGAACUUGGUCAAUAAACGUGAUGAGAGAGGUUUGACGCCGCUGAUCUGGGCCGCGGCCUUCGGAGAGAUCGAAACGGUCCGUCACCUGCUCCAGUGGGGUGCAGACCCCCACGCCCUGGCCAAGGAGCGGGAGAGCGCCCUGUCCCUGGCCAGCAUGGGCGGCUACACCGACAUCGUCCUCAUGCUGCUGGAGAGGAACGUGGACAUCAACAUCUAUGACUGGAACGGUGGCACCCCCCUGCUCUACGCUGUGCGCGGCAACCACGUCAAGUGUGUCGAGGCCCUGCUAGCUCAUGGUGCCGACCUGACAACGGAGGCAGAUUCUGGCUACACCCCGAUGGAUCUGGCCGUGGCCCUGGGACACAAGAAAGUCCAACAGGUUAUUGAAAAUCACAUCCUCAAGCUGUUUCAGAAAAAGGAGCUGGAGUGAGACAGGAGCCCCACCAGCCCAGGGCUCCCCUCUGGGACCACCAUGGCCUCACCCAGCUGCCCCCAAACGGCACGAUGCUUCCAGCAUGGAGCACACAAGGGAGCCAGGAACCGCUGGGAAUCUACCCCUUCUCCAGGGGGUCUGCCCACCCACAGGGCCCCAUGCCUGGGACCCCUCAUUCCUCAGGACAGCUGCAGCUCUGCCCAGGCUCUGCUGCUCUGUGUGUGUUCAGGGAUUGCAUUUUUGGAAGUAAACUCUCAAGCAAC